Cordyceps militaris CM01 is the source of this 2622-nucleotide messenger RNA. RefSeq names its product WD40 repeat-like-containing domain. The coding region runs from base 1 to 2622 and encodes 873 amino acids. Lineage: Eukaryota; Fungi; Ascomycota; Sordariomycetes; Hypocreales; Cordycipitaceae. Gene Ontology annotation, cellular component: nuclear replication fork. Gene Ontology annotation, molecular function: protein binding; chromatin binding. The transcript has 2 exons. The record is from RefSeq and is a predicted model, not a curated record. Gene Ontology annotation, biological process: DNA repair; mitotic cell cycle; DNA-templated DNA replication.
AUGGACUCCACGCUGGCCCCGCGGCCACGGCCACGCCCGGCACACACGCAGGGCAUCACGCGCUGCGCCUACACGCCCGACGGCGCGCGGCUCGUCACCGUCGGCUCCAACAACACGAUCCGGCUGUACGCGACUGGCUCCGACGGCGAGCCAACCAACAUUGACGACUGCCAGGAGCAAAACGUGGCCGUCGCCGCGUCGGCGUCGUCCUUUGUCGUCGGCUCCGAGGACGGCACCGUCAGCCUCUUCUCGCUCGCCGAGGCCAGCUUCCAGCGGUUCCUGCUGCGCACCUCGCUGCCCGUCCGCGACGUCUGCCUGUCCCCCGGCGGGCUGUGGUGCGCCGUCACCAGCGACGAGCUGACGGUCAAGAUUGUGCACACGCAGGACACCACCCGCGUGCGGCACCUGCGCGAGCACGCCCGGCCCGCGCGGCACGUCGCGUUUGAUCCGCAGGGGAGCACUGUCGCGCUGUCGGGCACCGACGGCAUCGUGUACGUCUACUCGCUGACGGCCGACGAGCCGGAGCUGAUCCGCACCAUUGACGGCGUCAUCCCCGCCCUCGACGCCGACAGUACGGCCACGUCCAGGGUGGUGUGGCACCCCGACGGCCGCGCCUUUGCGGUGCCCACGGCCACGCGCGACAUCCAGGUGCUGUCCAAGAACGACUGGGAGAAGCAGCGCUGCUUCGCUGACGGCCAUCUCGGGGCCGUCACCGCGCUCGCGUGGUCGCCCAACGGCGCCCUGCUCGCGUCCGCCGGCAAGGACGGCAAGCUGCUCAUCUGGGAGACGAGGACGCAGAGCGUGCUGCAGCGGUACGACUUUGCCAACGUCGUCGACUUUUGCUGGCACCCGCGCAAGAACAUCGUCUCCUUCACCACCUCCGACGGCGAGGUCUAUAUCUACCCCGAUUUCCUUGGCGAGGCAUGUGCGCCGCUGCUCAAACUGCCCCCUCAGCCGGCGCCGUUUAUCCACGACCCCCUAUCCGAAAUCUCCGGCAACAGACGUGUGCCGCCCGCCGCCGCCGCCGCCGCCAAGCAGCACGACCUUCCUACGCGUGCGCGCCGCGAAUCCUUUGGCAGUCUGGACUCAUAUCUCGGCGGCGGCCCCGACGACGACGACUUUGUAGUCGACGACGACAAUGCGGGCUACGCGCAGCCAGGCCUACUCAAGCGCGGACGGGACCACGACGGCGACGAUGCGCACACCGGCCGCGCCAGCAAGCGCCGACAGAUACAAGAACCGGUCUACCACGACGCCUUUCAGCCAGGCUCGACGCCAUGGCAGGGCAACCGCAAGUACUUGUGCCUCAACCUCGUCGGCUUCGUGUGGACCGUAGACCAGGACGCCCACCACACCGUCACCGUCGAGUUCUACGACCACGAGCUGCAGCGCGACUUUCACUUUACCGACACCUUUCGCUACGAUAAGGCCUGUCUCAAUGAGAGCGGGUCCCUCUUCUCCUGCCCGCCGUCCGACGAGGACCAGCAGCCGGCUACGAUAUACUACCGCCCGCACGAGAGCUGGACGCAGCGCCUCGACUGGCGUAUCGAGCUGCCCCGCGGCGAGGCCGUCACGGCCAUGUCGCUCAGCGACUCUUUCAUCACAGUCACCACCGAUGCCAGCUACGUCCGUGUGUAUACCCUGUUUGGCAUGCCCUACCGCGUGUACCGCCCCAAGAGCGCGCCUAUGGUGACGUGCGCCAGCUGGCGUGACUAUGUCCUGACGGUGGGCAACGGACCGGUUGGACCGGACGGCAACACCCGGCUGCUGUAUACGAUUGAGAAUGUCAAGCGUGACGAAAUCUGUCAGAACGAGGAUACGCUAGCCCUGCCGCCGGGGGCGACACUGAAGAGCGUGUUCUUCUCCGAUAGUGGCGAUCCCUGUAUAUACGACUCAACGGGCACGUUACUGGCGCUGCUGCACUGGCGCCAGCCCUCUCGCGCCUGCUGGGUGCCUCUUCUCGACACCAAGCUGCUGCCGCGUCUUGCCUCUGGCCGUAAGCAUGAGACAUACUUUCCUAUUGCCGUGGCCGAUGACAAAUUCCACUGCAUUAUUCUCAAGGGCGGCGACAAAUACCCAUACUUUCCUCGUCCUCUGCUCUCCGAGUUUGACUUUUCCAUCCCGCUCUCGUCACCGCCCAAGGCAAAGGAACCGAAGCCGAAGAAGAAGAAACAGCCUCGCGAAGACGGUGAGGAUCUCGGCAGCGAAGUCGAAGAGGCCUCGGACGAAGAGAUGCAAGACGACGACGAUGGCGAGGAAGAGGUGGAAGAAUUGUCAGAGACCAAGAAGCUCGAGCAGGCGUUUAUGCUCAAGGGAGUGCAGGCCGCGCAGGCGCGUGACGUACUCGACGCGACAACGGGCGGCCACGCGCAGCGCAGCCUGCUGGCACGACUGGAGCUGGAAAUGGACAAGACGCUGCUGCAGCUGCUGGCGGUGGAGUGUCGAGAGGGCGAGGAGCGCGGGAUGCGGGCGCUGGAAAUGGUCAAGUUGAUGCGCGACCGCACAGGACGCAUGAUGGAGGCGGCCGGCAAGGUGGCGGAGCGGUACGGGCGCACUAUUCUGGGCGACAAGAUUCGCGAGGUGGGCGAGAAGAGGGUGUCAGGGGAGGACGACGACUUCUAA